AUGGCACAGCAGUCCCAGGACGCGAAGGACCAGGGGCAAGGCUUCAAGAACCAUGUGGAAAACAUCGCGAUUGUGGGGGCAACCGGCCGCAUAGGAGCAUUCAUAACACAGGAACUGCUCAAGACCAAGAAACACAAAGUGACGGCGUUGACACGUGCGGACAGCAGCAGCAGCAACAAGCUGGCGACGGUGGCCGGACUUACGAUCCAACCCGUCAACUACGACGAGCCGGAGUCGCUGGUGUCAGCGCUGCGCGGACAGGAGGUUUUGAUCAUCACGAUGGCGGUGACGGCGCCGCCCGACCAGGAGGCGAAGCUGAUCCGCGCGGCGGCCGAGGCCGGCGUGGCAUGGGUGAUGCCCAACGAAUGGGGGCUGGACCCGUGGAACGAGGCGCUCGCACAGGAGUCGUAUCUCGGCGAUGCGAGGAAGAAGGCGCGCGACCUGAUCGUCAGCCUGGGCAAGAGCGCUUACAUCUCGCUGGUGUGCGGCAUGUGGUAUGAGUUUAGCCUGUCGGGCGGGCCGGAGCGCUAUGGCUUCGACUUGCCUAACCGUACUGUCACCUUCUUCGACGACGGCAACACCAAGGUCAACACCAGCACCUGGGAGCAGUGUGGGCGCGCCAUGGCGAGGCUGCUUAGCCUGAAGGUGGUUGCGGACGACACCAACGACAACAACUCUACCACGACCAACACCACUACAACCACCACAACCCCAACUCUAUCCCAGUUCAAAAAUGGGUUUGUGUAUAUCUCCUCGUUCCUACUCAGCCAGCGAGACAUGUUCCAGUCCGUGCUGCGCGCCACCGCCACCAGCGAAGCCGACUGGUCCGUCAAGUAUCAGGAUGUCAAGACCCGAUAUAACGAGGGGCUCGUCGAGAUGCAGAAGGGCACUGUGGCCGGCUUCGUGCAGGUGCUCUAUUCUAGAUAUUUCUACCCGGACGGUAGUGGCUGCCAUGAAGCCAGGCAUGGCUUGCAUAAUGACCUGCUGGGCCUGCCGAAGGAGGAUCUCGAUCACCGCACUAAGCUCGCCAUCGUCAUGGCUGAAGAGGGAGAGUCUGCUGGACGGGUUUGA
Molecule: messenger RNA, 1071 nt
Organism: Capronia epimyces CBS 606.96
Lineage: Eukaryota; Fungi; Ascomycota; Eurotiomycetes; Chaetothyriales; Herpotrichiellaceae
Exons: 2
Coding region: 1-1071 (356 amino acids)
Molecular function (GO): oxidoreductase activity
Source: RefSeq, a predicted model, not a curated record